This is a messenger RNA of Bufo gargarizans (Asiatic toad), 1324 nucleotides long. It is a transcript of the gene C7H1orf21, whose product is annotated as chromosome 7 C1orf21 homolog. Bases 465 to 830 code for a protein of 121 amino acids. The record is from RefSeq and is a predicted model, not a curated record. The transcript is spliced from 8 exons. NCBI's taxonomy places the organism in Eukaryota, Metazoa, Chordata, Amphibia, Anura, Bufonidae.
UUUUCCUCUCUCCUGUUCUUUUUUUUUUCUCUCUCUCGCUUCUCUUUUCCUGCUGAGCGACGGCAAAACUGAGCUUUUACACGUCUGUUUAGCUGUGUUCAGCCUAAAAGUCUUUUUUUCCCAACGUCAUUGCUUCCCUUUUUUUGCGCUCUGGAGUCAAAAGAGCGCUAAAUCGUUUAACGCAGCAGCAGCAGCAGUAUCAGCACCAGCACCAUCAUCAUCGCUGAAAGAAUAGCAUCGCUCAUGUGGCUACACAGAUCCACAAGACUUACGACCUCGUUUAUGAUCUGCCAUCUGACAACCUGCCAGCCCUUCAAGAUUUUGGUACCAAACUCAUUGUGAUCCAACUGAUUAGCAAAGGGUUCAGCAAUGGUAGAUAUAUCUUUGAGUACUUGGCCUGACUUUAAAAAGUUUGACUAGAAAUGAUUUUUCUAAGCAGUCAGUCUGGAGCUGACUGAUUAAAUAUGGGAUGUGCUUCGGCUAAGCAUGUAUCUACAGUGCAAAGCGAUGAAGAUGCCCAAAAUGGCAAGAGCUACCAAAAUGGGGAUGCCUUCUGUGAUGAAUACAGGAUCAAACCAGUUGAAGAAGUCAAGUAUAUGAAAAAUGGGGAAGAGGAAGAGCAAAAAAUCGUUCAGAAGAAUCAGGAAAAUUUGGAGAAAAGUGCCACUCAUAAUGUUCGACCUAGAAAUAACACUGAAGCUCCGGAACCAGGGCACCAACAUCGAAUAAACAUACACAUCUCUGAAAGUCAACAGGAGUUUUUCAGGAUGCUGGAUGAAAAAAUUGAAAAGGGUCGUGAUUAUUGCUCAGAAGAGGAGGACAUUACAUGAGUAUCAUCUCCUGUAGAGAGUGUAAAUAUCUUUUAUGAUGUACUACCCACUGGAUAUUUUCUACCAAAUAACCUAUGACAAAGAGAUCUCAAAUCAUAAGGCAGCAAAAUACAAUGUGUCAAAGUGAACUGUUGUAAAGUUCUUCUAAUGAAGACUACAUUACUGUAUCUAGAAAAUGCUUAUAAUUCUCAACAACAUGGCUGCUUGACAUCUGAAAAAAGCUGACAUACUGUAGCAGGAGAUUUUUAUGCUUCCAGAUUGUUUUUUAGAUCCUUUUAGCCAAGCGAACAGUAAGAGGGCACUGAACUGCUUGAGAGAUUUCAGGUGGUAGAAGUGAUGCUAUUCACUUGGUAGCCGUUUGAGGAUGCCUGACUAAUCUGUCUUCUCCCAUUAUAAAUUCAGUCUGCAGUUCGUUGCACAUAUUGGUGUCCAUUUAAAUAUUUUUCGCCAUUUUAUAUAUUUUUUUAUUUUACUAAAUAAACAUUUGUGUUUUA